Messenger RNA from Eucalyptus grandis, 837 nucleotides. Its product is annotated as L-type lectin-domain containing receptor kinase IX.1-like. The record is from RefSeq and is a predicted model, not a curated record. NCBI's taxonomy places the organism in Eukaryota, Viridiplantae, Streptophyta, Magnoliopsida, Myrtales, Myrtaceae. Gene Ontology annotation, biological process: protein phosphorylation. The transcript has a single exon. The coding region runs from base 1 to 837 and encodes 278 amino acids. Gene Ontology annotation, molecular function: ATP binding; protein kinase activity.
AUGGUGGGUGCUUGUGUCAAAGGGCAUCGCUUGGUCCUGAUAUCCGAACCAAUCUCUGGUUCACAGCACCAGGUGGAAAAGGCUACCGACUCUUGGUUGAAGUGGCAGCUCAUAGUAAUGGGCGGUGUCGUUGUAUUGGUGGCGAUCAUUGUUGAUUGGCUAAAUUAUAGGUCAGAAGUCUCCAGUCCAGAGACAGAGAGAGGUGGAGAAGAAGGCAACCUUAGCGCGAAUUUAACCAAAGAGUUAAAAAAUUUCACUAUACUCAAGGAGUUCUCCUGGGAAGAGUUGAUGAUCAUGACCAGUGAUUUAGCACCUGCCAGAUUUCGGGGAGAAGGAAGUUUCGGGAUUGUGUACGAAGGGAACAUGGAAGUCACUGGCGCACGGGUCGCUGUAAAGAUACUAAAAUCUGGUUCAGACCGAGGGAUAAAGGAAUAUAUAGCAGAGGUGAAGUCAUUAAGCCAACUUAGGCACAGAAACUUGGUGGCACUUAUAGGCUGUUGUCACAAGAAAGAUAAGUUCGCCCUGGUUUACGAAUUUAUGAGUCAAGGUAGCUUGGGGGAUCAUCUGUUUAAAGAUAGACCCUUGUUGCCGUGGGAGAAGAGGUACAACAUCGCUCUAGGAGUAGGCUCAGCAGUGCACUACCUGCAGAAAGGAGGCAAUCAAUGUGUGAUCCACAGGGAUAUCAAAUCCAACAACAUCAUGCUUAAUGAAAAUUUCGAGGCCAAAUUGGGAGAUUUCGGCACGGCUAGGCCAGUUGACCACACCAGAGGGCCAGAAGCAACCGAAGAGGUAGGAACAAUUGGUUAUAUGGCUCCAGAGUACUGUCCAGACGGGUGA